Molecule: messenger RNA, 225 nt
Organism: Cetraspora pellucida
Lineage: Eukaryota; Fungi; Glomeromycota; Glomeromycetes; Diversisporales; Gigasporaceae
Source: the annotation of a GenBank genome assembly
AUGUCUAAUAAAGAACUAUCAAAAACUAAUAAUUUGUCUGAAAGUGAUAUUAAUAUUUCACAGUCUUACCAUUAUAAAGAAGAUAAUACGUCACAAGAUUUCCUAGACGAAAUUACUGAAAAAUUAUGUGAUUUAUAUAUAGAAGAAGAAAGAAAAGGAAAUCUUGCUCCAUCAAUUCUUGGUUACUGUUACAUAUCUUUGGCUACUAGGACUAUUCCAAAUAUG